Molecule: messenger RNA, 2407 nt
Organism: Agelaius phoeniceus (red-winged blackbird)
Lineage: Eukaryota; Metazoa; Chordata; Aves; Passeriformes; Icteridae
Gene: PCCA
Product: propionyl-CoA carboxylase subunit alpha
Cellular component (GO): mitochondrion
Molecular function (GO): propionyl-CoA carboxylase activity; metal ion binding; ATP binding
Source: RefSeq, a predicted model, not a curated record
GCCGCGGACAUGGCGCUGGCUCCGCUCCUGCGCUGCGGCGGCCGGCGGGCGCGGCUGCCGGGGUGGGACACACUGUGUUCAAGAUGGUGCCUUAUAACUUCACAUAAACUCUAUUCAUCUGUGUAUGAUCCAAAUGAAAAGACUUUUGAAAAACUGCUUAUUGCCAACAGAGGAGAAAUUGCAUGCCGAGUCAUCAAAACAUGUAAGAAGAUGGGGAUUAAAACAGUUGCCAUACACAGUGAUGUCGACGCUAAUGCUGUUCACGUGAAAAUGGCGGAUGAAGCUGUCUGUGUUGGCCCAGCUCCCACCAGCAAAAGCUACCUCAACAUGGAUGCCAUCAUGGAAGUCAUUAGGAAAACCAGGGCCCAAGCUGUACACCCAGGAUAUGGAUUUCUUUCAGAAAAUAAAGAAUUUGCUAGACGUUUGGCAUCAGAAGGUGUCACCUUCAUUGGACCUGACACACAUGCUAUUCAAGCUAUGGGAGACAAGAUUGAAAGCAAAUUGUUAGCCAAGAAUGCAAAGGUCAACACGAUCCCUGGCUUUGAUGGAGUAGUCAAGGAUGCAGAUGAAGCUGUCAGAAUUGCAAGGGAAAUUGGCUACCCUGUCAUGAUCAAGGCCUCAGCAGGCGGUGGUGGGAAAGGCAUGAGAAUCGCUUGGGAUGAUGAAGAGACCAGGGAAGGUUUUAGGUUUUCAUCUCAAGAAGCUGCUUCAAGUUUUGGUGAUGAUCGCUUACUGAUAGAAAAGUUCAUUGAUAACCCUCGUCACAUAGAAAUCCAGGUUUUGGCAGAUAAACAUGGCAAUGCCUUGUGGUUGAAUGAAAGAGAAUGCUCCAUUCAAAGGAGAAACCAGAAGGUUGUGGAGGAAGCACCAAGCACUUUUCUAGACCCUGAAACUCGAAAAGCAAUGGGAGAACAAGCAGUAGCUCUUGCCAAAGCAGUAAAGUAUUCCUCUGCUGGAACAGUAGAAUUCCUUGUAGACUCCAGUAAGAAUUUCUACUUCUUGGAAAUGAAUACUAGACUUCAGGUUGAACAUCCCGUCACAGAAUGCAUUACCGGCCUGGACUUAGUCCAAGAAAUGAUCCGUGUUGCCAAGGGUUACCCUCUCAGGCACAAACAGGCUGAUAUUCCCAUCAACGGCUGGGCGGUUGAAUGUCGAGUUUAUGCUGAGGACCCCUACAAAUCUUUUGGCCUGCCAUCCAUUGGUAAACUGUCUCAGUAUCAGGAACCAUUGCAUGUGCCAAGUGUACGUGUUGACAGUGGUAUACAACAAGGAAGUGACAUUAGCAUUUAUUAUGAUCCCAUGAUCUCAAAACUGAUUACCUAUGGCUCUAAUAGAGCUGAAGCACUGAAAAGAAUGGAAGAGGCUUUGGACAACUACGUAAUUCGAGGUGUGGCUCACAAUAUUUCUUUACUGCGAGAAGUGAUCGUCCAUCCAUGCUUUGUUCGAGGAGACAUCAGCACUAAAUUCCUUCCUGAAGUCUAUCCUGAUGGUUUUAAAGGACACAAGUUGACAGAUCUUGAGAGAAGACAACUACUGGCAACAGCAGCAUCUUUGUUUGUGGCUGAACAACUGAGAUCACAGCGAUUUUUAGGGACUCCAAGAAUUCCUAUUGCUAAAUCAAAGAGAAGUAGCUGGGAGCUCUCUGUGCAUCUAGGAGAUGGAAUUUACCCAGUUGCAGUUUCAAAGCAUGGCUCAUCAUUUUCUGUGGAAGUUGAUGGGAUGAAACUAAAUGUGACCAGCGAGUGGAACCUGGCUUCACCCUUGUUGUCUGUCACCAUUGAUGGCACUCAGAGGACCAUACAGCGGAUUUCUCGGAAUGCCUCUGGAGAGACCAGCAUUCAGUUUCUAGGCACAGUGUACAAAUUGCAAAUACUGACGAAGGUUGCUGCGGAGCUGAGCAAGUACAUGCCAGAGAAAGCAGCAGAGGACACCUCCAGCAUUUUGAGAUCUCCCAUGCCUGGAACAGUGGUGGCAGUUUCUGUCAAGCCUGGGGACAUGGUUUCGGAAGGUCAAGAGAUUUGUGUAAUUGAAGCAAUGAAAAUGCAGAACAGUAUGAUUGCUGCUAAAACAGGCAAGGUAAAAGCUGUGCACUGCAAAGCUGGGGACACCGUGGGAGAAGAAGAUCUGCUGGUGGAACUGGAAUGAAAGGUUGCCUCCACACUGUUGAAUUAACUAAGCCUUUAUUAUUUUUAUCUGUAAAGUAACAUUAAGACAAUUCAACACAGAAAACAGACAGUACUAUGCACAAGACUUUAUACAGGCAUAUUUACUGUAUCAGUGGUUAAGACAGCAAACACAGAUGUUAAAUCUUGGCAACAGAUCCCAGAUUUUUACUUCCAGAAAUACUUGUACAUAACCUUUGUAAUGCUUUGAUUUUUCAGGAUCAAAUAAAAUCAAUAAAAUACCA